AUGGCCGACAACAGGGGCGCACGGGUCAUCGACGCCGAGGACAUGUCCGAUGACGAAGCACUGCGCGUCACCAUUGCUUUGUCACUUGGCCAAGAUCCUUUCAAACCGCAAACUGCCGGCAAGUCAAGCGCCACUAUCGACCUAACACAAGACGACGAGGAAAAUGGCGAAAGUCAGAGUAAAACCGCGGUUGAAUCACAGCCUACUGCCAAGGAUGCCAAACCCUCUGAAUCCAGAAAAUCAGCCUCUACCACCUCUGCCCAGACAUCCAGUGUAUCAGCACUCUUCGGCCUAGACAGGAAGAAGAUGGAAGAGGAGCGCCUCGCUCGGUUGAAGAACAAGAAGCGGCCAGCAUCAUCAGCUUUGGAUUCCCCCAGUCCCACUACCGCCCGUCCUCAGCAGCGUCCAAAGAUGUCGAGCAGUAGUAGUAACUACAGCAAAACUGGUACUGGUCCACAAACAAUUGCCGAUCUGCUAGCACCAGAAUCUGACGAAGAUAAGACGGCAAGCUCCCAAGGAUCCAACAGCUCUCCUGUCACAGGACGCAUGGUCAAAGCCGGGAAGCAGCAGCAGGCGAAGCCGUCAGAGUCAGGAAAAGUGGCGACAGCACCAUCAGCAGGAGCAGCAAGCGUGGGACAAUUCUUCACUGCUGGGCGUACAUUGAGCAGCAGUAGACCAAAACCAGAACUGCCGUUUCCCAAGGGUGCGGUCAAGAAAACGUGGGUCCGUGGUCAAGCAAGGAAGGGAGACGAUAUCACGAUCGAAGAGGUCUUCCAGAAGGAUAAGCUGCAGCUGGCGGUGUUAAGCACGUUUAUUCUGGACGAGGCGUGGUUGUUUGACAAGUUGGAUCUGACAAAGACAAUACGGAAGCAUCUUGUUCCUAUGAACGGACCGGGAUGCAUGCAUUCGAAGCUUCAACUGCUCAAGUACGAAGACUAUCUUCGUAUUGUUGUUCCUAGCGCCAAUCUGGUGAGCUUUGAUUGGGGUGAGACGGGUGAUAUGGAGAACAUUCUAUUUAUCAUCGACCUUCCUGCACUUGAUGAACCGGACGUAACAAGAGCGCUCACCCCUUUUGGCGAGGAGCUAUUGUAUUUCCUCAAGGCCAAGCAGCUGGAUGAUGGUCUCAUCAAAAGCUUGAAGAAGUAUGACUGGACGGAAACGAAGCGCUAUGGUUUCGUUCACUCAAUCGCCGCUUCUCCCGUUGAUGAUAAAGCUUGGAGGACAGGCUAUUGUGGGCUUGGUCGUACUGUCAAAGCUUUAGGUCUUGGUACAUCCAAGACAAUCGAGAUGGAUGUCGUGGCUGCAUCAUUGGGAUCCAUCAAGGAUUCUCUGCUUAAAGCGUUGUACUACGCUUGUCAAGGUGAUUCCGGUGUCAAAGAGCUCGAGAGUCGGCCAGUAGGCAAGAAGGGCCAAGAAGUGCUAGAUCCUGGUGCAGCCGAGGUCAGGAAACAUACUCGGAUUUAUUUCCCGUCAAAGCACACGGUGCGGAAUAGCAUCGCAAAGGACGCCGGAACUAUUUGCUUUCAGAAGCAAUGGUUCGAAGCAUCAACUUUUCCCCGCGAAGUCUUGCGUGACUGCAUAUCCACAAGACCAGGCAUGCUCAUGCACGACAAGAUGAUCUUCGUCAGGAAGACAGAAGAGUCCAAAGACGAACCUGGCAAGAAGGUUGUGAGCGGCUUCGCGUACGUUGGCAGUGCUAAUAUGUCAGAGAGUGCUUGGGGCCGACUCAUCAAAGACCGUAACACCAAAAAGCCCAAAAUCACCUGCCGGAACUGGGAGUGUGGUGUUAUCGUUCCUGCUAGGCGUGCUACAGUCGCUGCUAGUUCGUCGUUAUCGGCAUCUUCUCAUGAGGAGAACAAGGAGGAGGGCAACGGUAAUGGCAAGGGCAAGGCCCAAGAAGCCAUGCCUACGAGUGCUGCGGAAGAUGACACUUUGUCCUGGGGAGUCUUUGAGGGCCAUGUGCCGGUUCCGAUGAAAGUUCCGGCGUCUCCGCUUCAGAUGAAUGGAUCGAAGAGUCCUUUCUUCUUUGGUGGCUUUUGA
Molecule: messenger RNA, 2040 nt
Organism: Sordaria macrospora k-hell
Lineage: Eukaryota; Fungi; Ascomycota; Sordariomycetes; Sordariales; Sordariaceae
Source: RefSeq, a predicted model, not a curated record